Molecule: messenger RNA, 1289 nt
Organism: Oncorhynchus keta (chum salmon)
Lineage: Eukaryota; Metazoa; Chordata; Actinopteri; Salmoniformes; Salmonidae
Product: serine/threonine-protein kinase Sgk1-like
Exons: 6
Coding region: 1-720 (239 amino acids)
Biological process (GO): protein phosphorylation
Molecular function (GO): protein kinase activity; ATP binding
Source: RefSeq, a predicted model, not a curated record
AUGAAAGGGAUUGUGUCAUUUUUUACUGGGAAGAAAGGGGGCUUCAGCAACUUCCUGCACAAACUGGUGCCCGACUACCAAAUCAUUCAGCAGGUGAAGCCUUCUGAUAUCCACUACCUGAAGGUCAUCGGCAAAGGAAGCUUUGGGACGGUGGUGUCAGUGAGACACAGACAGAGUGGAAGUAUGUACGCUGUAAAGGUUCUACAGGAACAGGUCAUACUGAGGAAGAAAGAAUUUAACCCUCGGUACCCCCCCAUUAGAGACCUGAAGCCAGAGAACACCCUAUUGGACAGUGGAGGUCAUGUGGUUCUGACGGAUUUCGGGCUGUGUAAAGAGGGCAUGUCUGUGGGUGGAACUAUGCAAAUGUUCUGUGGAACCCCUGAAUAUCUGGCGCCAGAGGCGCUGUUAGGCCACACCUGCUGUGGAGCUGUGGACUGGUGGGGGCUGGGUAGUGUACUUUAUGAGAGGCUUCAUGGACUGCCCCCGUUCUACAGUCGCAGUAAGGCCGAGAUGUUUGAGAACAUCCUUCACGCCCCCCUGCAGCUCCAUAGAAGUGUGUCCCAGUCUGCCCGGACUCUGCUGCAGAACCUGCUGAAGAGAGACUGUACCAAACGCCUUGGGGGGGAACAUGACCUUGUAAGCACCCCCCAUUACCCCACCUGGCACAGAGUGCUGUCACAUACAUGCAAGUCCACAUACACACACCCAUACACACAUUGAUGUACUGUCUCACUUUGUUUGUUGGCUGAGCUGCAGGGCCACACCUUCUUCCUGUCCAUCAACCGGGAUGACCUGCUAGCCAGGAAAGUCCCUCCCCCAUUCAUUCCCAACCUGGUGAGUGUGUGUUUGUUUUAUAGGGGCUAUGGGUCAGUUUGGAUCUGUGACUACCUGAAUGUGUGUCUGGUCACUCGUUCCCUCCCUCUCUCUUUCAGUCUGGUCCGUGUGAUAUGCUGUAUUUUGACCCGGAGUUCACGCUUCUUCCAGCCCCCGCCCCCCUCGGUUUGAGUGACAUGUUGGGAGACGUGGCCAAUGGAGCCUUCCCAGGGUUCUCCUAUAUGUUUCCGGCUGAGGUUGGAGUCACAGAGCCCUGAUAUCAUUCUGAUAUUAUUUGUGUUUUGAAUAAAUUAAAAUGCAUUUUCCUAUCAUGUAUCAGAUUGUUUAUAUCUCACAGAGAACGGAGGCUCAGGCCAGGUUAGAACCAGUGGUUAAAUUGGAGUUGGCCUCCUGCACCUUAAAUCAAAGGGAGAAGGUUAGGGUAAGGAUUGUGGUUGAGGUUAGGGUAAGGGUUG